Venustampulla echinocandica is the source of this 1881-nucleotide messenger RNA. Its product is annotated as putative glutaminyl-tRNA synthetase. Gene Ontology annotation, molecular function: glutamine-tRNA ligase activity; ATP binding. Gene Ontology annotation, cellular component: cytoplasm; cytosol. The transcript is spliced from 3 exons. Lineage: Eukaryota; Fungi; Ascomycota; Leotiomycetes; Helotiales; Pleuroascaceae. Gene Ontology annotation, biological process: glutaminyl-tRNA aminoacylation; translation. The coding region runs from base 1 to 1881 and encodes 626 amino acids. The record is from RefSeq and is a predicted model, not a curated record.
AUGGCAGACGCAGUAGCUGCAGUCGCCGAGGGAGUGGCGAAGCUCCAGCUCGACGAGGAGACGGGCGAAAUGGUAUCAAAGGGCGAAUUGAAGAAGCGCCUAGCUAAGCGUGCAAAGAAAGCUGCUCAAGCUAAAGCGAAGGCGGAAGCUCCAGCAAAAACUCCAACUGCUCCCAAAUCUGGCCCAAAACCCAACGAUGCCCCGGCCCCGGAACCAAUGAACAUCUUCGCCCAAGGCUUUCUCGAUGAGGUGUAUAAGGAGCGGCCAGUGAAGCCAGUGGUUACACGAUUCCCGCCAGAACCCAACGGCUUCUUGCAUAUUGGACAUGCUAAAGCUAUUGCGGUUAAUUUUGGGUUUGCGAAGUAUCACGGAGGAAAAUGCUACUUGCGGUUCGAUGAUACCAAUCCGGAGGCGGAGGAGGAGAAGUACUUCGUUGCUAUUAGGGAAAUGAUUGAGUGGUUGGGAUUUGAGCCAUGUGCUGUUACAUAUUCGAGUGAUAACUUUGGAAAACUCUACGAGAAGGCGGAGGAGCUCAUCCAAAAGGGAAAGGCAUAUGUGUGCCAUUGUGGAGACGCCGAGAUCAAGGCUCAACGAGGAGGAGAAAGCCAUGGGCCUCGAUUCCGAUGCGAGCACGCUAAUCAAACUAUCGAAACGAAUCUUGAAGAGUUCCGAGGCAUGCGAGAUGGGAAAUACAAGCCGAGGGAAGCCUUCCUACGAAUGAAACAAAACAUUGAAGAUGGAAAUCCGCAAAUGUGGGAUCUGGCCGCGUACAGAGUCUUAGAUGCCUCUCAUCACCGCACGGGGGAUACCUGGAAGAUAUAUCCUACAUACGACUUCACGCAUUGUCUAUGUGACAGUUUCGAAGGCAUCACUCACUCCCUAUGCACAACGGAGUUCGUUCUAUCUAGAGUAUCGUACGAAUGGUUGAACAAGAGCCUCGAGGUUUAUGAACCUAUGCAAAGAGAAUAUGGUCGUCUAAACAUUACCGGGACUAUCCUCUCAAAGCGAAAGAUCGCGAAACUUGUAAAUGAAGGCUACGUCCGAGGCUGGGAUGACCCAAGACUUUACACCCUUAUCGCAAUUAAAAGACGUGGCGUCCCACCAGGAGCAAUCCUCGAAUUUGUCAACGAACUGGGUGUCACCACGUCCCCCACAAGUAUCCAACUCGUCCGCUUCGACCAAACCGUCCGACGAUAUCUCGAGCGUACUGUCCCACGCCUAAUGCUAGUCCUCGACCCUGUCCCUGUGAUAAUCGACGAUGCCGAAGAAAUGGAAGUCGAGAUUCCCUUCUCGCCCAAGAUCCCCGCCAUGGGCACCCACAAAGUCAAACUCACAAAAACUGUCUAUAUCGACCGUAGCGAUUUCCGCGAGAUCGAUAGCAAAGAUUAUUUCCGCCUGGCACCUGGAAAAUCAGUCGGCCUCCUCCAAGUGCCGUACCCUAUCAAAGCCACAUCUUUCACAAAAGACCCCACCACUGGCAAAAUAUUGGAGAUCCACGCAGUCUACGAUAAAGAGGGGAAGAAGCCAAAGACCUACAUCCACUGGGCGGCAGAAGGGUCACGAGAAGUCGAAGUUAGGCUCUAUAAUUCUCUUUUUAAGAGUGAGAAGCCGGAAGAUGCGGAGGGCGGGUUUUUGAAUGAUAUCAAUCCGAAUAGUGAGGAGAUUUGGCCUCGUGCUUUGAUCGAAAGUGGAUUCGAGGAGGUAAAGCGGAGGGCACCCUGGCCGGAGGCAGCUGGGGAGUCUGGGUUGGGUAAAGGGGGCUUGGAGAGUAUUAGGUUCCAGGCGAUGCGGGUUGCAUAUAUGGCCGUAGACUCCGACAGCACAGCCGAUAAGAUCAUCCUCAAUCGCAUCGUUAGCUUGAAAGAAGACGCAGGAAAAUAG